Molecule: messenger RNA, 1594 nt
Organism: Solanum stenotomum
Lineage: Eukaryota; Viridiplantae; Streptophyta; Magnoliopsida; Solanales; Solanaceae
Product: B3 domain-containing protein At3g19184-like
Exons: 6
Coding region: 115-789 (224 amino acids)
Molecular function (GO): DNA binding
Source: RefSeq, a predicted model, not a curated record
GUUUUAAACUAUCCUUUGCAGCCUCUUUGUCCGAUCAUCUUCUCCUUUCCCCCCUCUCUCUCCUUCUACUUCCUAGUUUUGUUGAAUCGUUUUCUGCUUUCUCUAACCAGAAAAAUGGCGGAAUCAAAGAAGAAGUUAACUUACGAAGAAUGCCGAUUGAAGAGAAUCGAAGAGAACAAGAAGAGAUGGCAAGAGCUGAAGCUAACUAUGCUCGCUGAAGAUGUUCACAACGCUACGAGCCCUAAGCCCUCUCCUAUGAAGAAGGUGAAGCCGACGGUUAGGCAGGAGGUUGAUCGCUCUGCUGUGAGAAGGUCCAAUCGUGUUGCGGAUAAGCCUCCUCCUAACUAUAAAGAAGUUCUUAUUGAACCUUUGGGACGACCAAGGAGCUACAAGCGAAAAGAUUUGUUAAAUCGCGUCUAUGCUGCAGAUGAAGAUAGGCAGUAUGCUAUAGGAAGAGCAGAGCAGUUGCAAUCAGAGUCUGAUGCUGAUUUCCCAAGUUUUGUGAAACCUAUGCUGCAAUCACAUGUAACUGGUGGGUUUUGGCUGGGUCUUCCUGUUCAUUUUUGCAAGACACAUCUCCCUAAACACGACGAAUAUGUUACCUUGGUUGAUGAGAAUGGAGAUGAAUUUCAAACAAAAUACCUUGCGUUGAAGACGGGCCUGAGUGGUGGAUGGAGGGGGUUUGCCCUUGAUCAUGAAUUAGUUGAUGGUGAUGCACUAGUUUUUCAGUUGGUUGCGCCAACAAGAUUUAAGGUUUACAUCAUAAGGGUUAAUCAAGCGGAAGAUUAGGAGACAAAAGAUAAUGAAAUGAUCAAGUAAGCAAUUUCAUCUCAAGAGAUUUUUGCUGUAGAAUUUUACGUUUUGCAGUGUAGGGUAACUACAGGACUUGCAUCGCGAGCGAAUAGGAAUCCACAUUUUAAUCCGCUUUGACAAAUUCCCUUUGAUGAUUGAUCGGAAACUGUGUGCCAAAUCAUAUAAGAAAAAAGUACCAUUUCUUAUGCCAGGAAGUUAGCUGAGAUCUCCAUGUCUGGUUCAAAGUAACGUCAACCGAUGAUUGAUAGGCCAUUCCCUCUCUAUCUGUGUCUUGUUCCAUCAUGCGCCCAAUCUGUUAUUACUGACUCAUUCGAAGGCAUAGAUUCUCCAUUUCUGUGUUAUUAGCGCUGGAGCUCUCUGAAUCAUGCUGGAUACUAUCCUCAUCCUCUUUGAUUUAAGUUGUUUAUCUGUCCUCAACAUUCACACCUAGAAGAGCUAAAAUCUAUUUCAUGAUGAGGAAGAGAAACUCCUCAUUCUUAAAUGAUAUUGGGUACUAAUGCUUUUUUUCCCGUGUGAUUGGCAGGGAACAAAAAUGCCAUACACCUGAGUGUAGCUUUUGGGAUCACCCUUCUCUCGUUGUAGAUAUCUAAAUUAUUUAGGAACCUGGAGCAAGCAUCACUGUAAUUAUUAUUGCUGCUUGAGUACUCCUUUGACAUUAUAACUUAGUACUAAUGCCGAAAAUCAACCAUGCCACUCGUAUGGUGCAAUAGUUUUUGUUCAUCCUGGAGCUUUAACUUUUAGAUUACAGGCUGUAUUUAGUCCUAGUUAUUAUUUAUCUAGG